Rhinocladiella mackenziei CBS 650.93 is the source of this 1911-nucleotide messenger RNA. RefSeq names its product dihydroxy-acid dehydratase. The transcript has a single exon. The record is from RefSeq and is a predicted model, not a curated record. The coding region runs from base 1 to 1911 and encodes 636 amino acids. Gene Ontology annotation, molecular function: hydro-lyase activity. Lineage: Eukaryota; Fungi; Ascomycota; Eurotiomycetes; Chaetothyriales; Herpotrichiellaceae.
AUGGAACCUAACAGCACAUCAACACCAGCUCCUCAGAACUUGGAGGACAAUACGACGUCGACAUCCCAGGACUACAACCUCUCCCAACCCAUCACAUCUACCUCUGGCCUCCGGUCUGGCCUCACGAGCUACGGUGAUGCACACUUCUCCCUGUUCCUGCGCAAAGUCUUCAUCAAAGCGCUGGGAUACUCAGACACGGCCCUGUCCCGACCCAUCGUGGGUAUAAUCAACACGUACUCGUCCUUCAACCCAUGCCACUCAAACGUGCCACAGCUGAUCGAAGCUGUAAGACGCGGCGUGCUCACCUCAGGCGGCCUACCGGUGGAUUUCCCCACGAUCAGUAUCCACGAGAGCUUCGCGAGCCCGACAAGUAUGUACCUACGCAACCUGAUGAGUAUGGAUACAGAGGAGACGAUCAAGGCGCAGCCGAUCGAUGCGGUCGUGAUGAUCGGAGGCUGUGACAAGACUGUGCCUGCCCAACUAAUGGGCGGAAUCAGUGCGAACAAGCCGGUCAUCCCGCUCAUUACGGGGCCGAUGAUGCCUGGGUCCGUCGAAGGACUCCGGGUCGGUGCCUGUACAGACUGCAGGAGCUAUUGGGCGAAGUAUCGUGCGGGUGACGUCGAUGUCGAGGAUAUCAUGUCCGUCAAUGAAGAAUUGGCACCCACGGGCGGUACGUGUGGAGUCAUGGGCACAGCUUCAACAAUGGCGUGCGUGACUGCUGGGCUGGGUCUGCUUGAUCUACGUGCCGGCGCUACAGCAGCGGCCGUGAGUUCGGCGAGAUUGAGAGUCGCGGAGCAAGCAGGGGGGGAUGCCGUGAGGAUGCUGAAGAUGGAUCAAAUGAGACCGCAGGACCUAUUGACGCGCGAGAGCUUUUUGAACGCGAUCACCGUCCUUCAGGCCAUAGGCGGAAGCACGAAUGCCAUCGUCCACCUGAUGGCCAUCAUCAACAGACACCCAAAAGUGGCGGGCACCAUUGAUCUGAAAACAUUUGAUGAAAUCGGAAGGAAAACUCCAUUACUGGUGGACCUUAAGCCUAGCGGGGAUAAUUACAUGACAGACUUCCACAAUGCGGGGGGAAUGUUGGCAUUGAUGCAUACGCUGAGACCAUUACUACAUCUCCAUGCGAGAACCUAUACGGGUCAAACUCUGGGCGAGGUGCUAGACAGGACUCCUUUCAAAUUAUUGCCCUACUCCCGACGAAUCAUCCGAUCUCUACAAGAGCCCCUCUACCCAAAUUCAAGCUUGGUGGUUCUUUACGGCAACAUCUGUCCCAACGGAGCCGUCAUGAAAGCAUCAGCCUCAAAAAAUCGAAAACUCCUGCAUCACCGUGGUUCGGCAUGUGUGUUCGAGAACACCGCUGACAUGGCCCGGCGGAUUGACGCGGCAGAACUUGCCGUUGGCGAAGACUCAGUGCUUAUCCUCAAGAGCGUAGGUCCAGUAGGCAAUCCAGGAAUGCCUGAAGCUGGUUUAAUCCCCAUACCCCAAAAAUUGGGCAGAAAAGGUGUCACGGACAUGCUGCGAAUCAGCGAUGGCCGAAUGAGCGGCACUGCUGGAGGUACCAUAGUCUUGCAUAUAUCACCCGAGUCUGCCGACCUCGAUUCAGUCUUUGGGGUCGUACAGAUGGGAGACAAGAUUGUGUGUGACGUUGAGAACCGCAAGCUCUUUCUAGAUGUCGAGGAGCAGGAAAUCAACAGAAGAAUUGCCGAGCGAAAGAAUACGUCUUGGGUGAUUUCCCCUCCAGGAAAAGCUGAGAAGGAACCGUGGCUGGACCGAGUUGGUCGCAGGGGAUAUCGAGGUCUCUACGAACGAGAAGUCAAUCAGUCUCACCUCGGGUGUGACUUUGGAUUCCUCACUGCGAAGGGGCCAUCUGUUGACAAAAUAACAGCAUCAAAGCUUUCAGAUUGUCAAUAA